Canis lupus familiaris (dog) is the source of this 10279-nucleotide messenger RNA. RefSeq names its product ST8 alpha-N-acetyl-neuraminide alpha-2,8-sialyltransferase 3 (gene ST8SIA3). NCBI's taxonomy places the organism in Eukaryota, Metazoa, Chordata, Mammalia, Carnivora, Canidae. Bases 115 to 1257 code for a protein of 380 amino acids. Gene Ontology annotation, biological process: N-glycan processing; oligosaccharide metabolic process. The transcript is spliced from 4 exons. Gene Ontology annotation, molecular function: alpha-N-acetylneuraminate alpha-2,8-sialyltransferase activity. The record is from RefSeq and is a predicted model, not a curated record.
CCGACACGCGCGCGCGAACACACACACUCACACGCACACGCUGGCACGCCGGCGAGCUGCCGGCCGCUCCAUGGACCGACUCCCCUGCUUCCCCUGAUCCCGGCGCAGCCCGGGAUGAGACACUGCAAAAUGGCCCGGGUCGCCAGUGUGCUGGGGCUGGUCAUGCUCAGCGUCGCCCUGCUGAUCCUAUCGCUCAUCAGCUACGUGUCCCUGAAAAAGGAGAACAUCUUCACCACUCCCAAGUACGCCAACCCGGGGGCGCCCCGAAUGUACAUGUUCCACGCGGGGUUCCGGUCACAGUUUGCGCUGAAGUUUCUAGAUCCGUCUUUUGUGCCCAUUACGAAUUCUCUGACCCACGAACUCCAGGAGAAACCUUCUAAGUGGACAUUUAAUCGGACAGCGUUUUUGCAUCAAAGGCAAGAAAUUCUUCAGCAUGUCGAUGUAAUAAAAAAUUUUUCUUUGACCAAGAAUAGUGUUCGGAUCGGACAACUGAUGCACUAUGAUUAUUCCAGCCAUAAAUAUGUUUUCUCUAUUAGCAAUAACUUCCGAUCACUGCUUCCAGAUGUAUCACCCAUUGUGAAUAAGCAUUUUAAUAUCUGUGCUGUGGUUGGAAAUAGUGGGAUCCUGACAGGGAGCCGGUGUGGACAAGAAAUAGAUAAGUCAGAUUUUGUUUUCCGUUGCAAUUUUGCCCCUACGGAGGCUUUCCAAAGAGAUGUUGGAAGGAAAACCAACCUUACCACCUUCAACCCCAGCAUUCUGGAAAAAUAUUACAACAAUCUUUUGACCAUUCAGGACCGUAACAACUUUUUCCUCAGUUUAAAAAAGCUCGAUGGGGCCAUUCUUUGGAUCCCUGCAUUUUUCUUCCACACUUCAGCAACUGUUACCAGGACAUUAGUUGACUUUUUUGUUGAACACAGAGGUCAGUUAAAGGUCCAAUUGGCUUGGCCUGGAAAUAUAAUGCAACAUGUCAACAGGUACUGGAAAAACAAACAUUUGUCACCCAAACGGCUGAGCACAGGUAUUCUUAUGUACACCCUUGCAUCAGCAAUAUGUGAAGAGAUCCACUUGUAUGGAUUCUGGCCUUUUGGAUUUGACCCCAACACAAGGGAAGAUCUUCCAUACCAUUACUAUGACAAAAAAGGAACCAAAUUUACCACCAAGUGGCAGGAAUCACACCAGCUGCCUGCUGAGUUCCAGCUGCUGUACCGAAUGCAUGGGGAAGGGCUCACCAAGCUGACUCUGUCACACUGUGCCUAAGACUCUGAACAGAAGUGCCAAAUGGCCAUUUAAAAAGUGCCCCAAAUCAAAUGGAAUAGUCUUCAGAAUAGAACCCUAGAGAAUUCCUUAUAAAGAUUGUCUGCCAUUUAAAAGGAAAGAUGUCUUCUCUCCCUCUUUUGCACUGCUCUUUUAAGGGUCUUGGCAAGACAAAUGAGUUGAAGCCACAUGAUUUAAACUUGAUUGAUAAAGGGAAUGUUGCAUUUGGAACUAUGCUGCUAAUGAAAUGGUUUGAAGUAUUUUCGUGUUUGUAUUUUGAUAAUAAACUGCCUCCCUUUUUUAUGAGGACUAGAGCUGUAGUUCCUGCAGCUUUGAGAUACAGUCCUCAUAGUCACAGGCCUCUGGCCAGUUUGGGCAGGAUUUCAGUUUUGCCUGGGCGGGAUCAGACUCUUUAAAAUGGAAACAAAAAAAAAAUUGUUUGCAUAUCUCAUCUCUCACUCUCUAUUUCUGUCAUUCUCGGUCUCUUUCCCUACAACCCCUUGCCCCAUCACUGUGGAGUUUAAUAAUUUGCUAGGAAUCAUAUUAAAUUAGCUUUGUGUGUAUGUGUUGCAUUUGUACUUGUUUAAUGUGUUCAAGGCUCUGGGUAACUUUGAUAUUUCAUGACAAACUGACCAAAUCAUGAUGGAUCCCCUUAUGAUUACUUUUAGUCCAUGCAGUCGUUCUAUAGCAGAGUGGUCCCUCUGUGGUGAGUGGCAUAUAAUGCAGUGCAUCUUUCACUAACACAAAGAAAAUUUAUGUCAUGGGCGGGAUUGCAUCUCUUGACAUGAGUGCCAUUAUGGCAAAUCAUUCUAUUGCCACAUCGGCAAGGGCAUUCCAGCCUGAGUUUAGUGCCUCCCACAAUCCCAACCCAAGCACUUGGCUGGGAAAUCUCUCAGAAUAUAAACGCAAUGAGUCAGCUUAAGAGCCUGGAACAUAUAGAGGAAAAGGAAGAAGAAUGCUUAGAAGCUUUUAUGGAAUCUCUGUCUAACCUAAAGUAUUGUGACCAUGGUGCCCGUGCCGAGUCUUUGCAAACCAGGAGGGUUAGAGCAAAGUAGGAGAUUCAAAGUUGACCAGGACAGGCCACCAUGUGAAUAGUGCUGAGGUGAGGUCAUCUUCAGCAUCAUGUGUCCACCAGCACCACUCAGAACCAUCUGUUCUCUUCCAAACAAUUAUAGACAGUGGAUAGUUCCUUUUCCCACUGAAAUCUGUAUAUCUAAAUCUGUAUAUCUCUAAAAAUUAAGCCUUUCAUAAGGAAAAGCCAUUGGGUAAUAGCAAGAUUUGGUACAAAAUAACACUUGAAAUUUGAACUGUGUAGACCUGCCAUGAAGGAAUUAGUUGGCCAUUCUCUUUUUUUAUUAUUUCAGCCUUAGAAGUAGAAAUCACAUCACUCCCAUCCCUGGCUUUUCACUGAGCAGCACUUUGUUCUUCCAGUUCAGCCCAAAGUCUGGCCAAGUUGAUGUUAAAUUUUAAUAAGAGUUUUUUUUUUCUUCUUUCCAAAUGCCAGUCAAGCACAUUUGUAAUACAUCUGGGUGGGGUAGCUUUUUCUUUUCCAGAAAUCUCAUCCUAGAUUGCUUGUAAUGUUACAAUGCUGUUUAAAAUAAUUGCUGUUGUUCAGUCAUCAGCUCACUGUCCCUCUUUGGGAAGGUAUAAUCAUGCCGCAAAUUAAACCAAAUACAAUAAGAGAAGACAGAGUUCUGAUGCUCAUCUGCCUCCUGGUCCUAAAGCAGAGCUGUCCUGUCUCGCUUUUUUUUUUUUUUUUUUUUUUUCCAGAAAGCUAACUGGAGCAGCUUACAUAGAUCCAGAUGUUAACUAGUGAAAGAAAAACCAUACAGGUUCAAAUGUGUUACCAAUUGUGACACAUUUUACAAUGCUCUAUGAAUGGCAAUCCAAACAGGAAGAGACAGGAAUGGAUGUUUCAAAAGGGGAAAUACUAACACAGCUCAAUACUUGAAAUAAUUAGAGAAUAGACGGUUAAAAAAAAAAAAAAACCUUUAAAUUCACUGGUAUCAUUAGAUGGGCAUCAAAACCACCCCAUGCUUGUUCCCUAUCACUUUAAAGAAGACAGUGCUCCAGUGUUCAUGCUGUGCUCUGUUAGGAUCGCUGUGAGAUUGAUAACUGACAGAAGUGUUUAGUUGGCUUUUCCUAAGCACUUAGUUCAUUUGGUUACAGCUAAGUGAUAUUAAUGCCAAUGUUACAUGGGCCAGAUCCUGACUCUGGAGUUUUAAUCCCAAUGUGCCCAUUAGAUUUCACUAAAUAUAAAUAUGUAGACACGUUGAACCAGGCAGAUUAAGAGAGCAAAAGACCAGAAUCCCUAAAAACAGUUCAUUGUUCUAUGUGGAUUUUUAAAGUAGACCUCAUCAUAAUGCCAUUUGGGUUUUUUUGUUUGUUUGUUUUUUGUUUUGUUUUUUGUUGUUGUUGUUGCUGUUGUUUUUUGGGAGGUUUUUUGGGGUCUUUUUAAGUUCAGGAAGACGUUUUACAUCUCACAUCACUCUUGGUUCCAUCUUAACUUCAGAACAAGGGGACUUUUUCCAGCAUCAUUUCAUCUGCUGCUUUCACAGGAACUCAGAAUGUUGAGAAAACAGGCUUGUUUCUCAGAACAGAAGGCUUAGAGAUCAGUCUUAUCCCAUUUCCAGGCAGGAUUUCCUGGAACUGAUCCAAAAAGACCACCCUUCCCUUUUCUUCAAAAAUCUCUGAAGAAAACCCCAAGCCCUGCCAUAGGGGUUAACCACAGUUCUCACAAAUUCUUUCUGCACAGCCUACAUCCAUCCUAUUGGAAAAAUUAGGUGGCGAAUGUGGGUAAACGAUCUAUCCCAGUUUUCAGCAUAUAGUAAGCACUCGAUAUAUGGCAGCUUUUACUGUUACUUUUGUUAAUUGUGCCCUUGACCUAUAAUAGUUCCAGCACAGAGAAACGCAGCCGCUAGCUGAUCAUAUACAAUCUCUUGUUGUUUUUAAAGACCGUUUCAAAGAUCAAAUCUAUAUAACCACUGUCACGACCAGAGGGUUGGCGGGUCCCAUGAGUCCUGAUUAGAAAGGCAGUGGUGUAAGUAACUGGAACUCCCGGGCCUUUGCGGUCAAGAGCAGUGAAACAGGAAGAUCCAGAACUAUUGAAUCCUCACUCCUGAUUCAACUCAGAUACAAACCCCUGGCUUUUGCACUGUCCUUGCUUUUUUGGUUCCAGGUUAAGUACAUCCUUUUGUCAGACCCUCUCCUCUUCUGGGAUACUCACACCAGAAUCCACCCUCAGAUGUUGGGACAAAUUUCACCAUACAGCCCUCCAAGCCAUCUGCAUAUGAUACCUACAAAAAUGACCAAUUCAGUUGCAGAGGAGGAAAAAAACCCACAAACAUUUAGUGACCAGCUUAAUGCCAGUCCACCGACCAUUUUUCAUGGAUUAUUCUGGGAAUCAUGUGCAGAUAUUUAAAACGGGAUAGAGAGCUAAAGUGAGGUAUUAAGAAUUCCUCCCAGACCCAGAAAUCUUUCCCAUACCUGAUGAUUAAAACAUUUAUAGUUCCUCUGCUUUUGCUUCUGUGUCUUAAGUGUCCUUGACCAUUGUAAAAGUGGUGUAUGUUUAGUAGUGGUGUGUGCCUAGCAGUGCUGUGACUGCCGUACCAUCUGCCUAUGACCUUGAUGUCAUGCACGUGACCAUGGGGCUGCCAGCCAGGACAUGCGAGGGGAGAGGGUCUUCCAGCCUCCUUGUGUCCGGGCCUCCAGUUAUCCACGAAUGUGAGUGCCAUGACUAACCUAAUUUGGUGGGGAAGCUAAGGAAUGGAAGAGCAUUUCUUAUGACUUUGGGCCAAGCAGUAGUUAUUGGGCACUCUUAAAGAGCAAAGAAAGGUUGACCUGAGGUCAGGGGAAGCAGGGACAGAAUUGUAGAACCAUAGGAUACCAGAAAUGGAAGAGCCUUUCAACUUCUAUAGUCCUAAUCCUUGACGUUACAAAUGAGAACUGGAGAAACAGGCUAAAUGAUUUUCCCAAGAUUACAUAGAUAAUCAGUAGGAAAAUUUAUGACUCUCCAUCUCCUCCUUUACCAGCAUCAAAUGAAGAUGGGCCCAAAAAGAAAGUAUUUUAGUCCGGGGUCCUCAUGGCACAGAAAGUACACUGUAAAGGAGGAAAAUUUAUUCUCCCUCACCGCCCCCCCCAAAAGUAUUUAUUUGUCAGUGUAGACAGUUAGGGAGAUGGUGCCUAAGCAUACAACAUCCACUGAUAAUAACCUGCAUUCUUCCCUGAAAUGACAGAAAACCCCCUUGGCAAAUCAUGAUUCUGGUAAAUCACAAUUUAGUUACUGACAGUUCACAGUUGACAGCUAGAAUCUCAUCCAGUAAUUCAAUAUCCACUUUAUAAAACCUGGUUUUAGCAAUAUAUAUGCACAAUUUAAACGCUGAAUCCUGAGAACAGUUAUGUACUUCUUUUGAAAAUUCGUAUUCAGUUUAUUUAACCCAAGAAAAUUUCACUUGUUGUUUUGCUCCAUGUGUAUUAUUUUCAGCUGGGGCCUGUUGAGGUAAGGAAUAACUUUUGUCAAUGCCUUCCACAUUGCAAGUAAUUUCAACAGCCGACUUUGCAUUAUUGCAUUAGUUUAGUAUGUUAAGAAGAUGCGAAUAAUGAAUAAUGUUGAACUGAGUCUUCUGGUGCAAAAUAACAGACCAAACAAUUUUCUGUAUAAAUCUGGAUCCUUAAAUCCCUUUUCUUCAAAUUGUUUAAAUGUGCUAGGCAAAAGUAUCUGUGUAGCCUCUCCUUCUCCCAGAAUAUGCAGAACUGUGCUUUUGCUUAUAAAGAUUGUUGGGAUCGUGUGUAUGUGGCUAAAACCCCCAGAUGGAGCAUCGCAGGUGCCAGAGAGUUAGAGGCUCUGGGCCACCUGACUGACCUACCUGGGCUCUGUGGCCCAAUUAAUCAAGGCCAUAGGUGAAUUGACACCAAGGAUCAAAAUAACUAAAUAUGCCUCUCCCACAUUCUGAUUGCUUUGCCACACAGGUUUAACGUUUGAAAUGGGAAAGAUUUUAGAAUGUCAUUAUUGUAUUACACAGUAUAUCCUAAAAUUUGUUUUUAUUGUGAUGACUUCUUAUUGAAGAUACGUGUUUUAACAGAUGUUGUUAUCCUCAAUGAAGCCCAUUCUCAUGUUGUUAAUUACAGUGAAAUCACAGUGAAGAGCCUGUCACAGAAAAGCUGACGCCAAUCUAAGAUUACAAUAGGGUUAUGGGGUUAGGACCUGGAUCAUGCUGCUGAUCCACCAGCAAACAAAGCUGUAUGACACGAGGAGCUCUUUAAAACACAACUCUUGCUCCCCACCCCAGACCUUUGACUCAGAAUGUCCUAGGAUAAGCUAAGCUUAUAAAGAUUCCCAGGUAAUUCUGAGGUCCCCAGCAUUUGAAAACAAAUAAUAUAUAGCAAAGUCAUAUAUACCAUUUUGACCAAAGUAGCUGAAUGCUUAUCACUCCUCAUGCAAUUAGUAUCACAUCUGUUCCUUGAAGUUAUCAUAAUACAUGGCAAUAUAGACACAGUCUUAGUGAUUCAACUAUUCAACUGUUUUGGCAGAAUUGACCUGUCACUGAUUUGUAAGCAAAUAGUAACUGGUUAAUUUAGUCAGAAUGGAUUCAAGCCUGAAGACAGUCGGAGUGAGGGACAUAGCUUUAAUAUACUUUACCCCAAGGCCAGCUCUCUAUAUUUCGCUUUUGAUAUUUCAAAAGGAGAGGCAGAUCUCAGGUCAUUCGUCUUUACAAAUAGAUAGACUGAGAAACAGGGAAGUUAAAUGACUCAUUCAGAUUCUACUUGGAUGUCAUUCCCAGAGCCUAAAAUAUUCCUAAAGGGGUCUGAUUUCUUAACCUACAGGUUAUGCGCAAAAUGCAAAGAUCCUCAGGUUAAAAUGAAACCAAUCAAAAAAGGAAAUUGAAGGAGUUAAAAUUCUAAGACUGAGUAUAAAAUUCUAAGACCAACUGAACCAGUUGUCACUGGCUGCCCUGUAUCAGCCUCUGUUGAAUAAGGUGCCACCAUGCUAAUGACGUUUUGGCCAGGUUCCUUUUGAUAGCUGUGCACAUGCCUUUAAUCGUCAGAGUUACUGAAGGCCUCCUUUGAUUUUCUUUCUGUGGGAGUCAGAGACAAUUGCGGCUCUUUGGUGUGCUGCUAAAUAUUUCACAACUGGAUCUGGAAAAGGUGGCGCCCUGAUGUGUAGCUCUUGCCAAUUUCCGUGGUAUAAAUAUUCUCAACAUAGACGGUUUCAAGCUACUAACUUUAUGUCAACCAGCUGAACAUGUAACAACAUGUUUUCAGGAGCUCCAGCACGGCACCACCUGAACAGCUGCUGAGUCCGAGAGUACCAAACAGGGGAGAGGCUGGCAGUGGCUUUGGAGAAACUCCCAAGUGCCCCCUCCCCACAAGGAGGCAUUUCUACUUUAGUUAGAUCUACUAAUUUUUAGUAUAUUAUUGGGUCCUUGAGGCUAAGGACCCUGAAGUGUUCAAAAUAUUUCCUAGCCAUGUGACUCUUAGGAACUUCUCAACACACCACUCAGUACUUUGGGGGACUACCAGCCAUGGUUUUUCUAAUCUCUAAGGGCAAGCUUCCAGGUAAACAUUCUUUAAUUUAACUGCCAGUUGAAACCAUGUUUAGCUGAUCUUUUCUCAUAUCCUGUAGUCCAUGGCCUGUUUCCCCAAAUCUCAAAUUUUCCCUGUCUACUUGCUUCUCAUUCUCCAUCAUAGCAUGCAGAAAUCAGUGCUUGCACAGGAGCAGGAGAAGAACAGACAUCCAGUAAGCUUACCUAGCCCCGCCACACCUGCAGAGGCUCCAUGGUUCACAUGUCUUUACUUCAUUAAGGGACACCUGCUAAGCCUCAUGCCCAAGGCUCGAAUAUGCACCAGGCUGGGCUUUUUUGCCCCCCUAAAAGUUUCUGAAGGGCAAUAAAUACCACAAAUAAGAACUCCAUUGGGUAAACAUGAGGAAGGCAACAUGUGAUGCCUUGCCCCUACCUAUGCUAGUGUAAGGCUGGACCUUGAAAGAACCUACCACUGCAGUCCCCUGGGCAUUGAGCAGUUGUGCUCCCACUAGUUGUAAGCGAAUUCCCCAUUUAACAAGAGUGUUUAGAAACCAAAUACUCUGGUGAGCCACAGAACAAGUUUGGUUUGCAAAUUAAAGGUUUUUCUGAUGGAAAUCAUUCUUAGGUGGAUUUGAUUAGAUCUUUUGAAAGGCAAUACUGGGAAAAAAUGUAUUUAAUUCCUCAAACAUAAUAAGUGGACAUAGGCUUUUAUUCUUUAUGUAGUAAAUCAAAAUUAGAUCAUAGCAGGCAAAAUCUACUUUACUUGCUGUAGUAAAAUAUCCUGUAGGGUCUGUAAGGCAUUUCUAGACUACAAAUGUUUGAAACUCAACUUAAACAUUGUCUAUCUUAUGUUUGAAAAGCCAAGGUAUCCCUCUGUUUUCUGUACUUCUUAGUAGUCAUUGAAAUGAGCUUGCUUCUUUAUACUGAAUAAGCUACAUUUUGUUUUAAAUGAAUCAGGUACAUGUUCAGAUGCUUUUCUGUAUUCACAACAAAUUGCAUGCAGCCUGGGCACAAAAUAUACCUUCACCCCCUGGCUUUUUUCUGGACACCAAAGAGAUAAGUCCAUAGCCACAAGCAGAAAGGAUUUGAUAGCAGGCCCCAUUUUGUCAUGAACAAAUUCACAGCAAAAUCAGCCUUGAGGAACCAGUCACUCCCAUAGUAUCUUGAGGUAGGGAAGUAGGUUAGAAAAAUUGGUAGAUUAUAGGAGAGAAGUUUGAUCAUGUGUAGAUGUGGAACAAAGUCACUGAAGUACUUACAAAAAGGAAAGGGAGGUUUUCCUCUGAAAUCUGGAAUCUAGAUCAUUUUGCAAGACUUAGAACAAUUGGUCUCCACAUCUAAACACUCUUGAACCACAUUUCAAAAUCCAAAUCUAAGCCCUUAUUAUGCAGAAAAGGAGCCUUCCGGCCAAGGGCCCUGGUAGGGCUUUAUAUUGAUGAAUUGAGAUCCUAUCACCAAGCAUCAGCAAUUAGCACUGAAAUUCUCCCAGGACACAGAACAAAAUAUUGAAACAUCACAACGCAGCAUCGUUUAUUCACAUAGAAGAGUCAACUACAAGCAUAGCAGAACUUCACAGAUCUAGACAUUAUCUCAGGUCUAGAUCAACAUCUUCAGCAUGGAGAUGAAACAGGUGAGGUCCACAAAGUAGGAAGUGAUUUAGCUGCCCAGCUAGUUAACUGCAGUUAGAGUCUGGGUCUCCUGACCACUGAUUCUACUCCAGCACACCAUGCUGCCUCCAUUCUUUAGAAGGGAAGCUGACAAUCCAUUGUGAAGCAUAAAUCAGAAGUCAAGACAAAAGAAUGUUUGUGAUAUCUUCUCUCACUUGACCUACUUGGUUUCACCACUUCAUCUCAGUAUCUCUUUAAAGCAUGUUAUGCCAAUGUAGAAUGAGGAACAAAAACUUUUUUCAGAGUAAGGAUGAAACCAAAAGGUGGGAGAACAGUGAAUGUAAGUUAUUAAAGAAAUGAGCAAGAAGCAUGCAUCAGGGAAAAUAAAUGCUUCUUAUAUUGUCAUAACCAUAGAGCCCUCCCCUCACAUACUUGAUGAUGCAUUUAUUUUGGAAAAUGCCAUUUUAUGCUGAAAGACUGGCAUCGAAGACUUCACUCCUUCUCAACUACAUCAGAAGCACUCUCGCUCUUUGGGAGAAGCUGCGGCCCUUAGGAUCGGACUCCCAUCUCCCGUGACAGGUGGCCUCAGCUGCCCUGAGAAACAUGGUGCCGGACGGACAGGGCCUUGGAAACCUGAGAGGAGUCAGCAUGGCUGGACUGAGGAACAUGUAAAUAUCUUCCGCCUUCUUGGUCAACAAGGAUGACCAUCUUUCUUUAGUAGAGGUAAUCGUGUGUAUAUUGUGACUGUAGUUUGUGACAAAAACACAAUGAUUUGCUUCGACGGCUCCCUACUUGUAUACCUGUUGAGUGUGAAUGUACCUGCCUCACUGCCUCGUGUGCCAAACACAGUACUGAAUGCAUUGUUUUUAAAUAAACUGUUCUACUGUGCAUUGGAGAACA